Messenger RNA from Zingiber officinale, 1295 nucleotides. RefSeq lists its product as uncharacterized. NCBI's taxonomy places the organism in Eukaryota, Viridiplantae, Streptophyta, Magnoliopsida, Zingiberales, Zingiberaceae. The transcript is spliced from 2 exons. Bases 378 to 878 code for a protein of 166 amino acids. The record is from RefSeq and is a predicted model, not a curated record.
UUUUUUCCCAUUUUUUUGAAUUAUAUAUAUAUAUAUAUAUUAAUCUUCUUAUUUGAUUUUUUUUUUUACUAAAAUUGGGACUAAAAAGUUUUGCACAAGAUCAAUCAUACAAUAAUUUCUCCUACUCCUUCCUCACACCUUCCUCUUUAAUUUAUUAUUGCUUUUUUCACAACUUUUAGUUCGAACCCUUUCUAUAAUUUUGCGCCAGAUCCAUCCCUUCUGCGGCGUCCUUUCGCCGUCUUCCUCCUUUUUAUUCCGCGGAUUUCUGUCCGAUUCCUCUCUCGCAGAGCGUGAAGUGGAUCUGGUGAAGAGAUUUGCGAUCUUUGCCUGUUAACGGCGGCGGCGUGCCGGCGGAUCUGGAAGAGAUCGGAGGGAAGAUGAACAGCUGCGGGUUUCACCAGAACGCCUUUGCCGCCCGUGAAGAGAUGCGGCCGCCCUUCCUCGCCGCCGACCGCAAAGCCCCAAUUUUGUGUCCCAAACCGCGGCGGCUCCGCCCGCUGUGCGUCGUCGCCGAGCCUUUCCGGCCGUUCCCGUGGCCCUCGAAGGAUUUCCCUGAUCCGAAGGCGGGGGAAGAAGACCUUGUCGAUAUGCUUCUCUCAAAGGGCGGAGAACUCCACCAACCGGACUCGAACUCGCCUUUUUUCUGCGGCUCUCCGCCGAGUCGCGCCGCCAAUCCGGUGGUCCACGAUGCCCGGUUCGGCGAGGACCGCCCGCCAGCUCCCUUCGCCCCCUUCCCGCUAACCCAGUCCAUGAUGUCCCCCAAGCACGGCUGCGCCCACGCCAAGCUCGGCCUCUUACCGGCGGCCGUCCGCGUCGAGGGUUUUGAUUGUCUCGACGGCGCUCGCCGGAGCUGCAGCGGCAUCACCGCCGUGGCCUAAAACUGCCAUCUUUUACACAACCGCCAUGUGAAACAGAGCAAGAGGCAAUCAUUCGACUCCAAAAACUCAAAAUUUCAAUUCAAGGAGCUAAACUUUCAGGUAAUUUGGAAAAAUCUUCCAAUCUGUUCUUGUAAUUGUACAGUUUGCCUACCACCCUCCAAUCUUGUCUGCUUGCUGUUCUAAGUCCACAAUCUGUAGAUAUAAUAAUUAGAUUAGAGAGGGAGAGAGAGCGAGAGAGAGACGGAUUGAAGAACCGAUCAACCAAAUCUUUUGAGGUUUUGAUUUCGUUCCAAGAAUUGGAUUUUUAGCUCUUGAUACAAAGCUGAGAUUAUCUGUAUGAAAUGUGUAAAUAUUCUUCAAUGUAUACUAUUGAGUUAUCAAGUUUGGAUCUUUUGAAUGAAGUUCUGAAUUUUUCCA